Loa loa (African eye worm) is the source of this 360-nucleotide messenger RNA. RefSeq lists its product as hypothetical. The coding region runs from base 1 to 360 and encodes 119 amino acids. The transcript has 2 exons. NCBI's taxonomy places the organism in Eukaryota, Metazoa, Nematoda, Chromadorea, Rhabditida, Onchocercidae. Gene Ontology annotation, cellular component: ciliary base; axoneme. The record is from RefSeq and is a predicted model, not a curated record.
AUGUUUAAACAACACGCACAAUAUGUGCAAUCAUCGGAAAUUAUAUUUGAUAAAUUUAUUAAUUUUUUGAGUUCUUCCAUAUGGAAUAUUCCAAUUGCAACAUUUUUGGAGCAAUAUUCAAUAGUGUUUGAUGAUAAACAAAAUGAUUUAUUACUUUAUCAAAAAAUUCAUGAUGAAUUCAAAUCAAUGGUUGAUACAUUAAUGGAUGGUUUUUGUGGUGAUUUACAAAUCAAAGCAAGAGAACUUGUCACCGCUCUCAAACAACAUGACAAUAGUAAUAAAUUGUCAACAAAGAACAGAGUAGCUUUGUUUUUUUCCUCCAUAAAUAAUUUAGUUUAUUUAAUAAAUUUAAAACUUUAA